Messenger RNA from Kluyveromyces lactis, 624 nucleotides. RefSeq lists its product as uncharacterized. The transcript has a single exon. The record is from RefSeq and is a predicted model, not a curated record. NCBI's taxonomy places the organism in Eukaryota, Fungi, Ascomycota, Saccharomycetes, Saccharomycetales, Saccharomycetaceae. Bases 1 to 624 code for a protein of 207 amino acids.
AUGAAUCAUAUUUUGUUACAAACCUUGAACAAGGAUGUUUCGACACCACAGAUACAGCAGCAACAACUCAAGCCUCUGCAACAACAGGCAGGCACUAGUAACCGGGUAGGAUCUGGUGUGGCUUUCCUCAUGGGUGACCCAGUGGUCAGAGAUGCUAGGAUGAGGCUAGACAUCAAGAAGUCAUUUUGUGAUGACCAUAUGUUCUACCCUGAAAGCAAGUUUGGCUGGUCAACAGUGGCAAGCAACACCAAUGCGAGCGCAUACAUUCCUGUAGGGGUGCGUUCUUAUGGUUUAUCAACAUACAAUCAAAGAGUUUCUCAGCAUACGAACUUGGGCGGCGGUGUAGAUAUUAGUGACACAAAUUCGAACGGAUUGGCAGGACCGGUUCCUCACAACACCCGUCAUGUGUAUACGGGGCAGAACUUCAAUAGCAUGGAACAGCACAAGCAACAACAGCAAGUUAACCCUUAUCUGCUGUCCAAUAACGUCCAGCAGUCCUUUAACAUCAACGAUAACCAACAAAGCUAUUACGGUAGAAGUAUGAAAAAUGGCAGUAGCAAUAGCAGCAACAAUUAUAAUACCAAUAGUCUUGGAGGAUCGCAUACCAUCAAUAACAAAUGGUAA